AUGGGCACCCGCCCAACAUUCGGCCAGUGGCUAAAGUGGACAUGGCUCGACAUCAUCACCAUGGCAGCAAUGGGCGCUGUCGGCCUUGGCGUCUACAUGGCACAUCCGGCCCCUACGCGGUCGUUUGCCGUGACGUUCACGAGCGAUGGUGAAGUUGUCUAUCCCGAAUUCGCCUACCCCCUGCGCAAGGAAAUCAUCCCCAUUUGGCUCGCUGCGUUUCUCGCUUCUGUCAUCCCUAUCGUUAUCAUUCUGGCCAUGCAGAUUCGCAUCCGCUCAUUCUGGGAUGUCAACAAUGGUGUCAUUGGUUUACUCUACUCUCUCAUCACUGCAGCUGUCUUCCAGGUGUUCCUCAAAUGGUUGAUUGGUGGACUACGACCUCAUUUCCUCACUGUCUGCAAACCCGACAUUAGUCUCGCAUCAAACGCCGCUGGCGUCGUUGGCGCAGGCAACAAUGCCGCUGGCUACCAACAGAUCUACUACACGCGCGAGAUUUGCACUGGUGACAUCGACGAGAUUGACGACUCACUCGAGUCUUUCCCAUCUGGCCAUACCACCGCUGCUUUUGCAGGUUUCGUCUAUCUCUAUCUCUACCUCAAUGCCAAGCUCAAGGUCUUCUCCAACUACCACCCCGCCAUGUGGAAGCUGAUUGUUGUCUACGCUCCAAUCCUGGGUGCUACCUUGAUCGGAGGAGCUCUCACCAUCGAUGAGUUCCACAACUGGUACGAUAUCCUUGCCGGUGCCAUCAUCGGUACCGUCAUGGCCUUUUCUGCCUAUCGCAUGUGCUAUGCUGCGAUUUGGGACUGGCGCUGGAACCACAUUCCCCUCAACAGAGGAGCUCCUUUCGAAUUUGGCAACCCUGAGCUCGCCAACGCCACUUUCACACGCCGUGUUGGCUGGGGCACUGGCACAUCUGGAACAUUCCAUGAUAAGCACCACCACCACAAUGGUGCAGGUUACACCAACGGCGAUGGCAUGACAAGCUCAGGAGCAAAUGGACAUGGCAUUGCGCACCCCCGUAAGGCGGUUGGUACCGGGCCGGCCCGACGAGCUGAUGAGAUGGUCUAA
Molecule: messenger RNA, 1065 nt
Organism: Phaeoacremonium minimum UCRPA7
Lineage: Eukaryota; Fungi; Ascomycota; Sordariomycetes; Togniniales; Togniniaceae
Product: putative pap2 superfamily protein
Exons: 2
Coding region: 1-1065 (354 amino acids)
Biological process (GO): phospholipid metabolic process
Molecular function (GO): phosphatidate phosphatase activity
Source: RefSeq, a predicted model, not a curated record